Encephalitozoon romaleae SJ-2008 is the source of this 1200-nucleotide messenger RNA. RefSeq names its product DNA polymerase alpha/primase large subunit. NCBI's taxonomy places the organism in Eukaryota, Fungi, Microsporidia, Unikaryonidae. Gene Ontology annotation, biological process: DNA replication, synthesis of primer. Bases 1 to 1200 code for a protein of 399 amino acids. The transcript has a single exon. Gene Ontology annotation, cellular component: alpha DNA polymerase:primase complex. The record is from RefSeq and is a predicted model, not a curated record.
AUGAAAAGAAUAAAAACAAUGAAGGAAAAUGGAUGGCCAGGAAUUACAUUCUAUACCACGCUUUCCAAGAGCUCAGUGGAUUACGAAACAUUUAGAAGGUAUGCAGAAAGGAGGAUAGAGAUGUUGAAGGGAGAGGAAUCAGAGGGCUCUCUUUCUAAAUACCUCACCGUGGAUAUAGAGGAUGAUGUUCUCUCUCAUUUCUUCUGCAGGAUGGUGUGCUCCCAGGACCCUUGGGCGGCCACAUGGUUUGUGAAUGCAGAGGUGAAUCUCCUAAGGCUUAGAAUUUCUAAGAAUCCAAGCGGUGCAAGAUCGUUUUUCCUCACCGAGAUACUGCCUCGGAUGGAGGGAGGAAAGGUCCAGGACGGUGUUCUGAUAUUGGGAAUGAAGAGCAGAUACAACCCGGAUGUAGCUGGCGGAAUGGUAUCCUCCAAUGUUCUUGUACAUUUCACAAAAGUUAUUGAUCUAAUCGGAAAGAGAUUGGCCGUGCCUGAGAGGGGAUAUCUCAAGCUAAAUGAUGAAGGAAUCAAAUCGAUGCUUGUCAAUGAGUACAGAAGAUAUUUGGACAGAAGAAUGGAUGAGCUAGUAGAGGUUUCUUUGUACGACCCCGAUGAAAGAAUGAAAAUCCUUUCUACUGAAUUAUUGACAAACUCAACAAGAUGUAAAAGAAACAUCAGUUUUUCGUUGAAAGAAUCUGAAAAAUACUUCCCGCUAUGCAUUCAGAUCAUAAUGCAAAGGUUAAAAAGGAACAGGCAUCUCAAGUAUAAUGAUAGACAGAUAUUGUGUCUUUUUCUUAAAGACUGUGGGAUGAAUGUUGAUGAUGGAAUAGACUUUUUUCGGAGCUCAUUCAAGGUUGGGCGAGAAGUUUUUGAUAAGGAAUACUUAUAUUCCAUCAGACAUAAUUACGGGCUUGAAGGAAAAAGGGCGAACUACUCUUGUUUCACUUGCUCAAAGAUAGCAAAUACAACAAAUGAGGAGAGAAGAAGUAGUUGUCCUUUUAUUGAAGACAAAGAAUAUGUAAUGAAGCUGGCUGAGGGGAUGGAGGCGGAUAUCGAAGAUGUGAUGGAUGGAGGAACUUUUAAUGGGAAGUGUACAAGGCUCUUGGAGAAACUAACACGUAAGAAGCAAGAGAAGUUAGUUGUAACGCCUAUUAGAUAUUAUCUCGAAUAUAAAAGUCCUGAUGAGAAUGCUGGAAAAACUUGA